UACCUAGUUCAUAUGGCAGAUUAACAUAGUAAGUACUUAUAGUUAUAUGUACUUACUUGCUCAGUAUAUUUAAAAUGUAGCCUGUCUACAAGAGCUGCAAGUAAAAUUGAGUUUUAUAAGUAACAAUCAACCUCUACUCAGGUAGGCAGCAUAUAUUUUCAUCUGUAUUUUUUAUAAGUAUAGUGCUACAUGUGAUUAAACAUCUGCUACAACUGAGAAGCUCACUCAUGAAAUUCGAGAUGUGAAAAUAACACUGCCCAGAUCACCAGAAGACAACUAAUAGUAAAACAACAUACUUUUACUUACUUAAAUAUUAUUUUUCAUCAGCCCGUCAAAAUGUGUUUUUAUACAGUAAUAUUUUUUUUAGUGCCCAUUUUUUCUACCCUUCUGCCUGUAGAAUCAGCCAAAAUACUGGGUAUUUUUCCUUUACUAAGUAAAAGCCACCAUUCGAUAAAUCAACCAAUUGUCAAAAGCUUGGCUAAAAAAGGUCACGAAGUCACCAUACUUGGACAUUUCCAGUCCAGCGACAAUAUACCAAAUUAUAAGGAAAUUCUGAUCUCAGAGACCGAAAAACUUAAAGAUUGGGUGGAUACUAUUACAAUGGAAGAUAGUGUAAACUACGCAGGAGUUCAAAAUUGGAUAAAGAUUUUUUUUACGAUAGAAUCAUUGGGCUGUGAUAAGAUUCUUCGUUUAGAAUACAUAAAAAAGUUAAUUAAUUCAAAGGAUAUAGAUUUGAUCAUGACCGAAAUUUAUCAUGUUCAGUGUUUUCAUUUAUUGGCGCAUAAAUUAAACGUCCCAUUGAUACUUGUCUUACCACCAACUUCUGAAAUGGUUCUCGACUAUUUCGUUGGAAACCCCUUUAUUCCAUCAAUUACACCUCUACGUGAUACCAAAUUUACAACAAAAAUGAAUUUUUGGCAACGUUUUGAGAAUGCUUUUCAAUAUGCGCUGUCACACUGGCGUCAGAAUAAUAAUAUCAUCUAUAAGAAAGAUAUGGAGAGAUAUGCCCGAGAUAUUCUCAACAUAGAAUUGCCGACGGAUGAAGAACUGAAUAGACGAACAGCAUUGGCCUUUUAUAAUAAUCAUCCAAGUUUCAUUUCAAGACCAAUGUCUCCCAAUGUCAUUGAUAUUGCUGGAAUACAUAUCAAAGAACCUAGAAAAUUACCGAAGGAUGUAGAAGAAUUCAUCGAAGGAGCCGUCCAUGGAGUGAUUCUCUUUUCCUUUGGAACUACGAUGAAGGCAAGCAGCAUCACACCUGAAAAACUAAAAGCUAUCAAGGAUACAUUUGCAGCUAUACCUCAAAGAAUUUUAUGGCGAGUAAAUGAUUUAAACAUCACUGAUGUUUCACCAAACGUCAUGCUAGGUGAAUGGUUUCCACAACGAGAUGUUUUAGAGCACAAGAAAGUAAUCGCUUUUAUCAGCCAUGGCGGUCUGUUUGGAACUUUUGAAGCUAUUCACACGGCCACUCCAAUCAUUGGAAUACCCUUCAUAUUUGAUCAAUUCCAGAAUGUCAAUUUAUUAGUUGAAAGAGAAGUUGGUAUCCACGUUGAUUAUUUUUCAAUGGAUAAAAAUAUUCUAAUCGAUGCCAUAAAGGAAAUCACAACAAAUACCAAAUAUCGAGAGAAUAUCAUGAAAUGGUCGAAAAUUUUCAAGGAUAGGCCGAUGUCUCCUCUGGAUGAGGCUGUGUACUGGACAGAAUACGUAAUAAAGCAUCAGGGAGCUCCUCACCUGAGAACAACAGCCGCUGACAUGCCUUUAUAUCAAUACUUGCUAUUGGAUGUUCUUGUAGUGCUGUUGGGUUUUGCCAUAGGAUUUGCAUAUUUUCUGAGAUACUUUUUGAAAAUCUUGAUUUCCUUCUUGUGUUCAAAGAAACUUAAAAAAUAUAAAACUACAUAAAAUCUUUUUAAAUCAUUAACAAAGAAUUAGGUAGGUAACUGACCGCUCCCCCUCUUAAAGUAAAUUUACGUAACGAGGAACAUAAUUUCAAAAAAUGUACUCUCACUAAAAAUUUAAAAAUAUCGAUUGAAAAGGAACCAUUUUCAGUGCUCUACCACGGAUUUAAAAAAUUCUUUGAUAUUUGGAGACACGGCAUAACAUUGAAAAAAAAUCCUCAAAUCCAUUAUUACAAAUGUCCAAUAAAUCAUUUAUCGAUUCUCGGUAAAUUUUUAAAAAUGACAAAAUGACUCAAAAAUUGAUGAAUAAAUAGAUAACAUUUUUGACUUUGAGGAAUAGGUAUUUAAUGGAAAAUCUGAGAUUUCGGUUACUUACUACUACCUACAUGGUUAGAUAUGCAUAUCGCAUCAUAAGACAUACAAAAACUACGUAGAUAUGCCAAUUAAUAAACCAAUUAUGUACGAGUAUGUACUUAUAUAAGCAGAAAAGGUGAAAAUACAGAGGUUUCGGAAUUCAAAGAGAUUAGGUUUCAAAAUAAACAUGAAUUGAUCGACGAUAUCUGGUUGCUUUUGACAUUUGCACUUUUUAAGCACAGAAUAAAUAUCACUUAUCUACUCGUACUUGCAAAAUAACGAAAUAAAACACCAAUUUAUUUGCAAAAUUAUCGUUUGGGUCAAGACAAUGUUAGUCGAAAAGAAUCGGCGCAUUAUUAAAAUUAUCGUGCUAUUCGAAAAAUACAUCUUUAAAUAAAUCUGUGACCUAUGCAGUUAUCCUAUCUAAAUAGGUAUUGUUUUCCUCAAACGAAUUCACUUAUUUUAACAUUGAACCGGUCCUAUAUAUAUAAACGUCAGAUUACCUUUGAAUUAGCGUCACUUACUCACACUAUUUUUCGAGGUUAACACUAGUUGUAUGUUUUGUUGAUUUUUGAGAACCGAAUCGUGUUUAUUUAGAAUUCAAAAUGAUGAAAUCCGUAUUCGUUUUAUUAGUCUGCGUUUCCAUAGUUUGCGCUCAGCAAUAUGGAGGCCAAAAUGAGCAAAAUCAUGGUCAAGAUGGUUCAAACCAAGGCGGUGGUAGUGGUUUUCAUCAACCUCAUCAAGGUGGCAAUGGCGGACAGGGAUAUGGAAACCAAGGUAAUGGAAGACAACCCAGUGGCGCUGGACGCAACGGCCCCCCAAUUCAAGGUUACUAGAGCCUGAAUAUAUCCCUAAGCAAGAAUUUAUCCAGUUAUAAUCAAAUUAACUUGGAAAAUUAUAGUCUUCUAUUUUUUUUGUUCUUUUUUUUUUAGUUCGAAACAAUCAAACCUUUUUCUUUCAUCCAUACCUACAUAUUUUCAUUUUGAAUUCAUUGAUUUCUAUUUGAAACCUUGAUUUUAACCAGACUAUUUUUUGUUAUUAAAGUAGAUGAAUAAAUAUCUAAGCAGGUAAUUUACCUAAUUCUUGCAAAAUGUUCACAUAAUAGGCAUGUCAAAAAUAAUAAAAUUUAGGUAGGUAUCGUAGUAGAAAUGUGAUACCAAUGAAUACUUAUAUCAUAUUAUGUACUUAUGCAUUGAAAAUAAAUUAAGUUGAAAAUUAAA
This is a messenger RNA of Planococcus citri (citrus mealybug), 3466 nucleotides long. RefSeq names its product UDP-glucosyltransferase 2-like. Gene Ontology annotation, molecular function: UDP-glycosyltransferase activity. The transcript is spliced from 5 exons. The record is from RefSeq and is a predicted model, not a curated record. NCBI's taxonomy places the organism in Eukaryota, Metazoa, Arthropoda, Insecta, Hemiptera, Pseudococcidae. The coding region runs from base 337 to 1896 and encodes 519 amino acids.